This is a messenger RNA of Poecilia latipinna (sailfin molly), 1877 nucleotides long. Its product is annotated as homeobox protein Hox-A7-like. The record is from RefSeq and is a predicted model, not a curated record. Gene Ontology annotation, biological process: regulation of transcription by RNA polymerase II; anterior/posterior pattern specification. Gene Ontology annotation, cellular component: nucleus. The transcript has 2 exons. NCBI's taxonomy places the organism in Eukaryota, Metazoa, Chordata, Actinopteri, Cyprinodontiformes, Poeciliidae. Gene Ontology annotation, molecular function: RNA polymerase II cis-regulatory region sequence-specific DNA binding; DNA-binding transcription factor activity, RNA polymerase II-specific. The coding region runs from base 757 to 1419 and encodes 220 amino acids.
CUGAUUUUACUUGUCAUUUCAAAUUGAAGGAGCUUUUCAUUAUCAUAAAUUACAUAUUUGACUCAGUUGUGUGUUAAAUUCAAAGACAACAUAGUGCAUAACUUGUUUAGCUUCAGAGAUAUUAAUACAUAAUAUAAAUAAAGAUGUAUUUGCAUAAAACUGAGUUUAUCACUAAGUCCCUUAACUGAUUCGUUUAAAAUACUCGUAAAAGAUUCAAAGCACUCUCACCAUUAUUUCGUUACAUUUAUACUUUUCAAUAGUUAAUCUAGUGUAAAGUGUUAAAAAGGAGUAAAUCAGCGGUCACACUGCUAAUAUACCAUUGGCGUUAAUUAUUGGAUUUAUGAGAAUAGUUAUACGCCACUAGAUGUAAACGAAUAAAAAGAAUAAUUUAUUUCCAGUCUUUUGGUGAGGAAGGAGGGAAGCGACAUAAUACCGUUACGUCUGUAACUGCAUCUCCAGAUCGUUUAGAUUGUGAGAAUUUCUCUGCAGCGUGUUUAUUCGACUCUACGUGUUUAUGUGUGUGAGGUGUUGAUCCCGCUCCGUGGUCCGGUGCCAUCGCGACAUCCACGCCUCUGCUGAUUGGACGAGAGCAACCGGGCCUUAGUCACAUGGCUGAGUUCUUUGGUCCAGAGUAAAAAUGGGGUUUGGUGUAAAUCUAGGGUGUAUUGCUGUCAUAUAUCACGCUACCUCGUAAAAACGACACUGAGGAUUCUGGGCCAACAAAUCAGAGCAGGGGUGAAAAAAGAGAAAAAAAAUAUGAGUUCUUAUUAUGUGGACAGUCUCCUUUGCAAAUCUGCGCCGGGUAGUUCUCUGUUUCCGAUCGUCGAGCGAGCGUCUUGUGGCAUUGGACCUGGCGGGGAGAACCGUCGGACUGCGGCCAUCACGUUUAUGCCAUCCCUCUCUGGAGUUUACAGCGUCAAUAACGCAGCCUACCAGAGUCUGAACCCUGUGUUUACCUCGGGAUAUGGCCUGGGACGGGACAUACACACUCAGGACUGCAGCAGCCCGCUUGAUCAGGGGCUUGAUCAGGGCCGCCUGGUCAGCGAGAGCUGCUGUCACCCGGGACCGGGACCCCUCAUCUCGCCUCCGGACAAACAGUACCGUAUGUACCCUUGGAUGAGGGCAUCAGGUCCAAACCGAAAGCGGGGCAGGCAGACCUAUUCCCGGCACCAGACCCUGGAGCUGGAGAAGGAGUUCCACUUCAACCGGUACCUGACCCGGAGGCGGAGGAUCGAGAUCGCCCAUGCCCUCUGCCUCUCCGAGAGACAGAUCAAAAUCUGGUUCCAGAACCGCAGAAUGAAGUGGAAGAAGGACCACAAGGAAGAGUCCAACCUCGAGGAGAUGAAACAGGGCGACAUCCAGACCGAAUCCGCAGAUGGAGAACCCGGCGGGGGAGACCAGGAGGAGCCUAAACUUUGAAGGCCGAGAUAGAGAGAAUUAAAUAUCAUCUUAUACGUUUAGGGAUAAUAAGGGACAUGUUUAUUCACUUUUCAAGCGUGCACAUAUUCGAGUAUUUGAGUUUCGGAGAUGAUUGUGUGAUUUCUGCUGCUUUGCAUUCUAAAUACUGAACAGCUCCACUUCUAAGAAAAAAAAAAAAAGAUUAUGCAUGUGACUGAAUACUACUGAACCAACAUUCCGUUGAACGAAAACUACCUAACGUGUUCCCUUUUUUUAUACAUCAAGCUUUCACAGAUUGAAAUUAAUUCAGGAUAUUUUCUAAGCGAACGGAUGUUAAUUCCUUUUGAUGAUAGCAAUUGCAUUGUCUCCUGCAUAGAUGUGCCUUGUUUUCGAGACGGACGUGUGCUUUAAUUAAACACAAGUUUAUCACCGAAUGGAAAUGUAGGUGUCCUGAUCAAUAAAUAUGAAUGUUCGCAUGA